AUGGGCCUCCUAUCGAUAAUACGAAAACAAAAGCUCAAGGACCACGAGAUCCGUGUCCUCAUCUUGGGUCUCGACAACGCAGGAAAGUCUACUAUAGUCAGCAGCCUCAUGGGUCUGGAUCCUCGAGACGUGGCUCCUACGACUGGAUUCCUGAUCCACACAUUCCCAUGGAAAGGCUACAAUAUCAACGCAUGGGACAUUGGAGGACAGCUCCUGCUUCGGGGAUUCUGGAGCAAUUACUUUGAUCGAUCCGACGUCAUCAUCUGGGUAAUUGACGGGUCCAACGUGGAUCAGCUAGAAGAGUCUUACAAGGAGUUGCGAGAGAAGGUGAUUCAGCAGGACCAGCUAUCGGGAGUGUACUUCGUGGUGUUGAUCAAUAAGGUUGAUUUGAUGGGGGAUGAAGAAAAAAGUGAAGUGGAAAGACUGGUUGAAGAAUCAUUACAGUUGUCCAGUGAGGUUCCGUUUGAUAAGUAUACCAUUCGGACUGUUUCUGGAAUGACACGCGAGGGUCUUCCCGAGGCGGUUGACUGGAUCGUCGAGAAGGACGUGUGGUGA
Molecule: messenger RNA, 555 nt
Organism: Candidozyma duobushaemuli
Lineage: Eukaryota; Fungi; Ascomycota; Pichiomycetes; Serinales; Metschnikowiaceae
Product: Arf family GTPase
Exons: 1
Coding region: 1-555 (184 amino acids)
Biological process (GO): protein folding
Cellular component (GO): microtubule cytoskeleton; cytoplasm
Molecular function (GO): GTP binding; GTPase activity
Source: RefSeq, a predicted model, not a curated record